UUUUCUAUAUUUGACUUGACAAAAAAUAUUUUCAACGUGUAAAGCACACAAUUUUGUAAAGCUUUUUAUUUACGCUUUCAAGAAUUUAUCAAAAUGGCCACACUAGGCGCUAGACUUACUGGUCUUAUCAAUACUGCAAAGGCACAGGCUCGUCCACUUUUUGAUGAAUUCAUGUAUUAUGCCAAGGUGGAGUUGUCGCCACCGACACCAGCUGAUUUCAAGAAUUUUCGCAAGUCAGCCGAGCAGGCGGCCAAAGCGGCCAAGACGGCCGGAAAGGAUUUCAAGUCGUCGGGCAAGCGUCUUGGUCAAGUGACCGUGGCUGAAGCUUGGCUAAAUACACUGGUCACCAUUGAGGUGAUCACCUGGUUCUUUGUGGGCGAGGUAAUUGGACGCCGUCACCUUGUCGGCUACAAAGUCUAGAAAGAAACAGAUGGGCAAUUACAUUCUCGUAUUUCUCUGUUCUACGUUUCCAUCCAUACAUGCAUACAUUAAUAAAUAAAAAAGCUGCAGCAAUUCACGGAUCAUAA
Molecule: messenger RNA, 527 nt
Organism: Drosophila innubila
Lineage: Eukaryota; Metazoa; Arthropoda; Insecta; Diptera; Drosophilidae
Gene: ATPsynGL
Product: ATP synthase subunit g, mitochondrial
Exons: 2
Coding region: 94-420 (108 amino acids)
Biological process (GO): proton motive force-driven ATP synthesis
Molecular function (GO): proton transmembrane transporter activity
Source: RefSeq, a predicted model, not a curated record